Molecule: messenger RNA, 489 nt
Organism: Peniophora sp. CBMAI 1063
Lineage: Eukaryota; Fungi; Basidiomycota; Agaricomycetes; Russulales; Peniophoraceae
Source: the annotation of a GenBank genome assembly
AUGCCGCACGACAAGCACAAACAUAGUUCGCGCCCGCACUCGCCUGCGCAUGCGCCACUCCUAGGCUCGCCGAAGCCGUCAUAUGCGCACGGACCAGGCUAUCAGGCUAUCUCCAGCAACUCGAGCAAUGGGCGUAGUAGCCCUGGACCGCAUACACAGUAUACGGCUGGCCCACAGACGCCGUACCACCAUCCUCAGGCGUAUUACCCGCAACAGCAGCAGCAGCAUUUCGGCGCGUUGAUGCCUGCUGGUGCGCACUCCAAUGGAGAACACGAGCAUGCGGCGCCGUCAGACGUUGCGUCAGUGUCUAUAGCACCUUCCUUACGGAGCCCGUCGCCAGAUCGCGCGCUUGCGAGUGUACGCCGUGCUGGACUUCUCUGCUUUUGGACGAGUGCUAUACUUGUGUGCCCAUGCAUCGCUGUGGCUGCCAUCGUGCUUACCUGCCGACUCCUCGUCGAGACUGCCCUCUGGUUCCAAACAGCUCUGUAG